AUGGAGUUGGCUGAUGGAACACGAGAUGUUGUCGAUCCUGAGGUUCGGGCCUAUGUUUCCAGUCUUGUUACCGCUCUUGGAGGGAGCGGUGCCGACGAAGACGGACGCUACAUACUCGGGGAUGACGCUCUUGCAUGUCUGCGAGACCUGAAGAGGUGGCUGAAGCUUUACGACGAGAAAGCGAAUCGAUUGGACGUAGCACGAUGUCUGGCAGAUUCGAACCUGGUCGGAGGGGAUCUGUUGCAGAUUCUCGCAGCGUGGCCGGAAAAUGCUACGGACGACAGACUGAAGUCCAAGAUUGCCCUGGCCUGUUUGGAACUGCUGGUACCGCUGACUUGGCCUCUGGAGAAGAACCUUCAGGAGAUGACAAAGAAUCACCAUCGUCACAUCCCGUACUUGCAGAUUUCCCAGCUGGGAUACAAGAGGUCGAUUAUAAACUUUGAUGGGGCGAGAAUUCUGCACACGGCGGUCCGGUGUGCGUUACCUUCGAUGGCCGAGGAUAUCGGGGAUCGAAGUACCAGAGAUGAAGGUAUCAUCAAGCUUUUGCUCUACUUCGUCCGGAAUAUAGCGCAGAUCGCGCCACCUCCGAAUGUGCAGUACGAGGGCGACGAGGCCGAAAUAUCGCGGUCUGCAACGAUUGCCGCUUUCGACUACCAGGAUAUCUUCCAUUUACUCUUGACGGUUUCCUCGACAAUGGGGGAGGAUUUCAACACCCAGGAUGUGGUGGUUCUGGACAUACUUUUCCAUCUGAUCAAGGGAGUCGACAUCGAGAAACUAUUCAUGGACGAACAGAAAGCCAACAACAGCAACAUGGAUGAGUUGGUGAGGCUUAGGCAGAAGGAGGCCGCCAUGCUCAGAUCCUACCAAGCAAACGCUCCUACAAGACACAGUCGAUUUGGCAGUAUGGUCUGGAUGCAACGAGAGGGUGCCAAGAUGACUACCAUAUCAGGUCAAGCUGCUCUGCUUGACGGAAAGAGGAUUCUUGCAAAAAUGGAUAGUACCAAGAAGUUCAAGCCCCCGAGGAGACAGUUGAAAGGGGAAAGUGGACCUUUAGACUUCGACACUCCUGUUGUGCUAAAUCCACAAGCGAAUAAGCAUCUCCGGAACUUUGUGGAAGAUUUUCUGGAUUCGGGGUUCAAUCCGCUUUUCGGCCAUGUUCGCAAGGCCAUCGACCGAGAAGCGGAACGGAUACUGGAAUACCACCCAAGACAAUUCUUUUACCUCGUGUCCUGGUUUCUGGAGGCAGAGCGUGUUAGAAGGAAGAACCGGAAAACCACCAAAAAUCCCGCUGGAUCGGAUGAUUCAGAUAGCUUCUCACUGGUGGCCAGUGUGUUGAACCAAGAGAUGUUCGUCACGCUGAACCGGUCGAUGGACUUUACUUUCCAGAACAAAUUGUGGCAUGAUCUUAGCGCUGCGAUGAAGUGCUUUACCCAGAUCCUGCUCACAGUCCAGGAGAUGUCAGAAUCACCGAUCGAAGAAGACCAGGAGAUCGCAGAAAAUAUCCUUAAUCGUAUAUUUUACGAGGAAACGACUCACGACAGGGUUGCAAACAUCAUCCGAACGUACAAGGACCAAGGAUUUGGAUACCUGGAUGCAUGUACCGAACUUACUCACAACUACCUACGGAUCCUGGAACAGUACGCGAAGCAGAAUACUGAAAUGCACGUAAGAUCACGGAGAAGAGUUCGGCGGAAGAAGAAGGCUGCUAGGGCUGCAGGAGAAGGUGGUGCGGACGAUGAUGUUGUGGAGGACUCUGAGGGUGAGGAUGAAGCGAGAGCCGAACGCGUGUCGAGCGAGCGAAAAUUCGACUUCAAGCGUUUUACUGCCAGAUUUGUGUCGCAGGGCUGUGUCGAUACAUUCGUCACUUUUACGGCAUACUACAAUGAUCUCAAGCCAGCACAACUCAAGCGGGCCCACCGAUUUUUCUAUCGGGUUGCCUUCAAACAGGAGAUGAGCGUCAUGCUGUUCAAAGUUGACAUCAUCGCCCUCUUCUACAAGAUGAUCAAGGGCCCUGAAGGUCUGGAUUCUACAUCCAGCACGUUCAAGGAGUGGGAUGAGUUUGUCAGGCAGAUCAUCAAGAAAUGUACCAGAAAGAUCCAGGAGCGUCCGGAGCUGGUGGUCGAGAUGCUGUUCUCCAAGAUCAACAGUACCGCGCAUUACCUCGAAUAUGGAUAUGAGAAGCAGACGGUCACAUCGAAGCCCAGAGCUGCGGCUGAACUUGAGGUCAAGGGAGGACGAGAAUGGGAGGACCAGAUCGGAAUUGUAGUGGGCGCCAUGUUGGACAGGAACGAAGGGGAGCAUCUUCAAUGGGUUAAAUCGCAGCUCAGCUCCGCUGAAAGCGAGAGGCGAAGCUGGGAGGGUGCGAAUGCGGCUUUGCCUUCGGUUGAAAAGGCUCCUGCAGCGGAAGGAGGCAGUCUUGCCGCCGAAGGAGAAGGAGAGAAUACCCCAGUUAUCGAGGUUGAACAACCCCAGCCGCCUGUUAUUUCUGUGAAAUCGGAUAACAGUACUCGUAAAAUUGCCAUGUUCAAGAACGGCCACCUCCGACUCCUAAUGACUUUAGUUGGCUUCAGAAGCAUUGGUAGUGAAGAUGAUCCUGAGGGCUCAUGGAUCAUUCCCUCGAGCUUAUCCGCCGGUCAGUUGAAAGAAGCGUUCGAUUUGAUCAAUAAAUUCGAGUUCAGCCCACCCGCUUUUGAUGAUGGGCAAGAGGCUGGCGACUUUAUCAAGCGCAGGUCUGCAGCCACCGCCCCCCGAAAAAAGGCCGUUUUCGACGAUGAGGACGAUGGGAUCGACGACGACGAUGAGGGAGAGCUUCUUUUCGAGCCUGGUGGUCCUACUGCCUCGAAGAAAUCGGCAGCAGCAAUAGAAGCUCUGAAGAAGAGCCGGAGACGUAGGAGGAAUAAGGGAACAGAUGAUGAAGAAGACAGAAGUCUCACUGAUGAACAACUCAAAGCACGGCAUGAAGCCAAACGAAAAAGAGAGCUCGAAAAGCACCGAAAGAUCAAGAGUGAAAUGUAUAUCCAGGACAGUGACGAAGACGAUGAGGAAGCCGAUGCUGCUUUCUUUGCCAGGGAACAGAAGAUCCGCGAGAAGACGGAUCGUUUGUUUCGUGAGGAGCAAGAGCGUUUGCGGAAGCAGCAAAAAUUAUCCACCAUGAGGGAGCUGCUUCACGUUGAGAAAGGGAAGGAUGCCAAAGGGCUAGGCAAGAAGCGACCUUCGAGCGCUGUUGCUGAGGACAGCGAUGACGACCUGUUGUUGGCUGGUGGCCGGAAGAGUCCUACUCCUGAGGAUAGCGACGAUGGAGUUGGACAAGCCAGCGCCCGAUCUUCUUCAGCUGCAAGGGAUAAUGUACUUGAGGGUUCAGAGGACGAAGCUACGGACACACCGAUGUCGAGCCCACAUAUACGCCCUUCAAAACCGAAGAGGCAAAAGGUCUCCAAGGCUGUUAGCUCUGCUUCGCCAGAGCCGGAAGUUGAGGAAAGUUUCAAGACAUCGACUGCUAUGGUGAUCGGUAGUGAGGAAGAGGAUGAAGAAGUUGAUCUUGUAGCGAGACCAGCUAGGCAGAAAGUACGGUCUGGGUUUAUUAUAGAUAGUAGCGAUGAAGAAUAA
Drepanopeziza brunnea f. sp. 'multigermtubi' MB_m1 is the source of this 3606-nucleotide messenger RNA. RefSeq lists its product as uncharacterized. Gene Ontology annotation, molecular function: DNA binding. Lineage: Eukaryota; Fungi; Ascomycota; Leotiomycetes; Helotiales; Drepanopezizaceae. Gene Ontology annotation, biological process: DNA replication checkpoint signaling; replication fork arrest; DNA repair. Gene Ontology annotation, cellular component: replication fork protection complex. The record is from RefSeq and is a predicted model, not a curated record.